Molecule: messenger RNA, 2787 nt
Organism: Leguminivora glycinivorella
Lineage: Eukaryota; Metazoa; Arthropoda; Insecta; Lepidoptera; Tortricidae
Gene: Tmx3
Product: protein disulfide-isomerase TMX3
Exons: 9
Coding region: 151-1422 (423 amino acids)
Biological process (GO): peptidyl-cysteine oxidation
Cellular component (GO): endoplasmic reticulum
Molecular function (GO): protein disulfide isomerase activity
Source: RefSeq, a predicted model, not a curated record
CCCGUAGUAUGCUGAUCUAAAGUUUAUAGUGUAUUGAUUUUAAGCUUAUUAGGCUAAUAUUAAAUAAACUAGUAUUAACUAAGAGUACAAAAUAUUCUAAAUUAUAUAUUUUACUUAUAUCUUUGCUCUACAAAGAUAAAUUUAUUUGAAAUGUGUAAUUUAAUUAGGCUUUGUUUGUUAGUUUUCACAGCUCUUUAUGGAGUAUCUUGCUCAAGAGUGUUAGAGCUGAGUGACAGAUUCAUAGACAUCAGCAAUGAGGGCAUGUGGUUUGUCAAGUUCUAUGCACCAUGGUGUGCACACUGCCGCCGCAUUGAGCCUAUCUGGGCCCAUGUUGCGCAGUCUCUCUACAGCAGCCAGAUUAAAGUGGCUAAGGUUGACUGCACAAGGUUCCCUGCAGUGGCCACACAUUUCAAAGUUCGAGCCUAUCCAACCAUACUGUUCAUCAAGGGCUCCCAGCACCACGAGUACAAUGGUGAGCGGUUGAAGGAGGACAUGGUGAACUAUGCGGUGCGCAUGUCACAGCCGGCAGUUCAGAGGCUUACCCAAGCCGAUAGCUUGGGAUAUCUUAAAGAGCAACAUUCUGUGUUCUUUGGGUUUGUCGGGAAACAGCAGGGACCAUUAUGGGAAAUUUUUAUUAGACAUGCUGAUAAGUACCAGCCCCACAGUUGGUUUUACGCCAUGUCCCACGAGACAGUCAAGAACGAAAUCAGCCCGCCAAAUGACUCUGCUGUGUUCUGUUACAAAGAAGAUGAAGCAUAUUUCUUUGAUGCUCACCCAGUGAUAGAAGACCCAGAAGCCUUAAACACGACCUUAGACAAAUGGAUCAACGCAGAACGAUUCGGUUUCUUCCCUAAAAUCACCAGGUCCAACAUCCAUCACCUCAUGGACACGGAGAAAUAUAUCGUCAUCGCUGUGGUCUCUGAGAAUAAGCUGAGCGAGAUAAGCCAAACUGAAAGGGACUUCAAGGACAUGGUGGAAGGCAUCAUUAAGAAAAAGAAGAAGACACUCCACUCCCGUUUCCAAUUCGGCUGGAUGGGGUCCCUCGAGCUGGCCAACUCCAUCGCCAUGUCCGAACUGACGGCGCCGCACCUGCUCGUGCUCAACUCCACAACCAGCCACCACCACAUGCCCGACGACGACCCAGUGCUGAUGACUCCUGAGGCUGUGCUCGUGUUCCUCGAUCAGAUACAUAAUCAGCUGGCACCGACUUACGGAGGCAACAGCUGGUUGGUGCGCGUCUACCGCGCGUUGUUCGAAGCCCGCAGCACGCUGUCCAGCAUGUGGCGCGGCAACCCCGUGCUGACGGCGCUGGUGUUCGGGCUGCCGCUCGGCUUCCUCUCGCUCAUCUGCUACUCGGUGUGCUGCGCCGACAUCCUGGACGCGGAGGAGGAGGAGCCAGACACUCAUGAAAAGAAGGACUAGAUAGUGGCUACUUCUAAUACCUUCGCGUAUCUAGAAUAUAUUUAUUUGUGUGGACACGUCCAAUUCAAGAUUGAUGUUUUCUUGACAUUUACGAUUUCCUGGCGGGAUAAUGUCAUAAAGAUCUCGUUUUUAAUCCGUAAUUUUAUAGUAAAAUAAAUUAACUGUGUCAAUAGAAAUAAUAUGAAGUAGUUUCACGUCAUAAUACUUGUGACUUUACGUUGUACCAAAGUAUUUUUAAUGAUAGAUGUAUACAGGUGUUGUAUUGUAAAUGAGUAUUAUUUAUUUAUCAUGUGGCUAUGUUUUUGAUGUGUCAUUAAGUUUUAUUUAGACAUGUAAGAGAUUUUCAUGCAAUCAUGUAUUAUGUUUUACCACUUUUUUUAAAUUCACUUUACUUAAUUUGGUAUUUUGGUGACAAAUGAAUUUUAUUACCAACCAGAAAUUACCAUCCUACCAAAAUCUCUAAGGCUCCUGACGCUCCUCCCCAUAGGCAGUCUAAUUAAUACUAUUUUAUACAUUAUACAUAUUGAUAUAUGAAAAUUGGUUUCUUUAAUUACUAAAACUUGUUUUUCUACAAUCCUGAAUAUUAUUAUAUUCAACUGUUUUUUGUAAAUAUAAGGAUACUUUCAGUGAAAUAAAAUAAAGCGUCAUUAAAAAACUAAAAAUAUUUCGUUGUGUAGGUAUUUGUCCAUAAGAAUUAUUCAUGUUGCCAAUUACAUAUUAAAUUUGAAAGUAAAUGAGGUAUAAUUGAAUAGAUACCUCGUGAAUAUAAUAUGCUAAUUUUAAAUUUGAUGUAAGUAACAGUGGCUCAUUUGUACCUAGUCAUAAGUUGUCUUUUUAAAGAACAUAAUAUAAUUUCGAAGACUUGUCUCCACUUACCUAAACAAUACUCUAAAAAGUUAAGAAAUCAGUUUUUUUCAGAACCAUCAAUUUCUUGAAAAGUGCCAUUACCUAAAAAAAAAACAAGCAAGUGAUACUAUUGUUACAGUCUAAAACACUUUAUAUGUGUGAAGUUCAAAAAUCGUGGUUCAAACCUGGUUAACCUGGAAUGUGUUGACGACCCAGGUAGACCUUUUGCUGUUGCAAUAAGUUUUGAAAUGGUUUGAGUUCACCUUAGUUUUUUUUUAUUACUCCUACUCUUGACGUUAAUACAAGUUUUUACACAAUCCUUAAUAUAAUUUUAUUUGCAUACUUAGUGUAGUGAAAUAAAAGUUAAGGAUACCCUGUGUAUUGAUUUCAAAAACCCUCUUCAAAUAUGUCUCUGCCUCAUUUGCAUUUCUUAUCAGGUGUGAUGUGUUCGAUGUAUGUUUAUAUUAAAACAACAACAAACUAGAUUCAAAUUGUAAUUAAUAAAGAAUUCUUUACAAA